CUUCUCUCAGAGGGCGGUUGGCGGGGUUGCGCGUCGGCCGUGUUUUUUUUUUGGCGGGGGCUGGGGGCGUCUCUGCGUCGCCUUUCCCUUGGCAGCCUUUCCUCCUUCGCUUCGUCUGGCCGGAGCGAGCCCCGGAAAGGCGAAGGGUGGGCUUCCCGCCUCCUUUUCUCCCCGCCCGCCGGCCGGUCGGCGCCCCUUUCCCCUCAGCCUCGCCUCCCCUCACGGAUACCAACAUGGCGGCGGUGUCGGGGGCCGCCGCGGGCAGCUGUGGGAGCCCUGCCGGGGUCCCGGAGAUGGUGCGCGGGCAAGUCUUCGACGUGGGGCCUCGCUACACCAACCUCUCCUAUAUCGGGGAAGGGGCUUACGGGAUGGUCUGUUCAGCCUAUGAUAAUUUGAACAGAGUUCGGGUGGCGAUCAAGAAAAUCAGCCCUUUUGAACACCAGACUUACUGUCAGAGAACCCUGAGAGAGAUCAAAAUCCUGUUGCGUUUCAAGCAUGAAAAUAUUAUUGGGAUCAACGACAUCAUUAGGGCUUCAACUAUUGAUCAAAUGAAAGACGUCUACAUUGUGCAAGAUCUCAUGGAAACAGAUCUUUACAAACUCUUAAAGACUCAACAUCUCAGCAACGAUCAUAUUUGUUACUUCCUUUACCAAAUUUUGAGAGGACUGAAAUACAUCCAUUCAGCCAACGUAUUGCACAGGGACCUCAAACCGUCCAACUUGCUGCUAAACACUACUUGUGAUCUCAAGACAUGUGACUUUGGUUUGGCUCGUGUGGCAGAUCCAGACCAUGACCACACUGGUUUCCUAACAGAAUACGUAGCUACGCGUUGGUACAGAGCUCCUGAAAUCAUGCUGAAUUCUAAGGGAUAUACCAAAUCUAUUGAUAUUUGGUCUGUAGGCUGUAUUCUGGCGGAGAUGCUAUCAAACAGACCCAUCUUCCCAGGAAAACACUACCUUGAUCAGCUCAACCACAUUCUUGGAAUUCUUGGCUCUCCUUCCCAAGAAGACUUGAACUGUAUAAUCAACGCAAAAGCGAGAAAUUACUUGCUUUCUCUACCGUAUAAAAAUAAAGUUCCCUGGAACAGAUUAUUUCCAAAUGCUGAUCCCAAAGCUCUUGAUCUGUUGGAUAAAAUGUUGACUUUCAACCCUCACAAGAGAAUUGAAGUGGAAGAAGCUUUGGCUCACCCCUACCUAGAACAGUAUUACGACCCCAGUGAUGAGCCUGUAGCUGAAGCGCCUUUCAAAUUUGAUAUGGAGCUGGAUGACUUGCCGAAGGAAAAACUGAAAGAACUAAUUUUUGAGGAAACUGCCAGAUUCCAGCCAGGAUACAGAUCCUAAAUGGCAUAAGGGAUAAAGGAAUUAAAGGGCUGGGCACACUCUUCGUAGACAUUCUCUUCCUGGAUCUUUCUCUAUGAUCAUAUGACGUGGCCUCCUAAACAUUUCAAGCCAUUCAGGAGGACCAUUUCUAUGGCCGUCCUGGCUUUCUAUGUCUUCAACCGAUUCUCUCUCUCAUGCCUGAAGAAACGUUACCAAUACUCCUGCGUGUAAAACCCCAACUUCCCCUCCCCACCGAUCUUUUGCAGGUACUGUCUUUAUAAACACACCACCCUUCGAUCACGCCAACAUGGUUUUAAGAGUAGACCAUGUCCCCUUUCUGGUUUGAAAGAUGCAGUGUUGGCUUCUGACCUUGAGGAGGGCGGACUAUUUUGUACCUUGGAUCAUUUUCUUUUUCUAGAUUUUUGUAACGGCAUUUGAGAGGGAAAAAAUAAUAAUAAUUAAGGAACAUUGAGGGCACUUUAAGUCAGGGGCAUUUGCCACAACUUUUGCACUUCUUUAAGCUUGCCAUGUUUACUGACAUACACAGUACGAGAGGACAGAUCCAGGCAUACACUGUAUUUAUACUUUUUACUCCCCCCCCCUUUCUCUGGGCAUAAAUUAAGGCAGGUCACUUCAAUGCUGAGACAUCUCGGUAAACGAUGCAGGGGGGGGGAAAAACCCCUUUCCCCCUUCUUUCCCCCCCCCACUUUAAGAGAUCGUAGGUACUUGUGCAAUUUUAACUUUGAAUGGUACACCUGGGAUUUCCAAUGCCACAUUUGCAAGGUGCAUCUGCUUACCCAGAAGCCAAUCUGGUUGAUUUGAACAGGACAUAAUCCCCGCCGACCUUAGAAUUUCGGUCGUUUUUCAACCCAGCAAAAAUGAACUUUCAUACGAAAUCUUUGAUGGGUUUCUUUUUCUGGAAACGCAUCCAGGGGGAUUAGCAGAGAAAUUUUUGUGAACACCAUAAACUCCACCCAAAUACGAAGAAUCCUCACUUGGUACCUUUCUUUUGAAUGUAUGUAUGUGGUGGGCUCUGGGGGGGGGGAAAGGGGGGGGGAAGGAACACUGCAUCUUUAAAAUAAGAAAGUGAGAACAACUGUAUUUCCACAGCAUGUCGGCAUCUCGCCUUUUAUUUCCUGUAACGUUCCCCCCCCCUCUUCCCAUAAUGCUUCCAGAAUUUAUAACUCUGGACCUCUUGUUCAGUCAGCUGAUUUAAAUUGCAUUAUCGAGACCCCCCCAACCCGGGGCCCACGAAAUGAAUAGAACCCUUGGUUCUGUUUCAUCAAUAUUCUGCCUUUUUUUUUUUUUAAUGAUAGCUCUUCAAGUAUUUGUUUCUGAAACUGUACAGUGUGGAGUUUACUAGAUGUUCUGUUCCAGUGCAGUGCCUCAUUGACACUUUUCCCUCUUCCCCCCACUGCCCUUGGUGAAAAAUUUUACCUUGUUCUAAAAUGACAACUGUGUCUCUUCCUCGCAUGACUGUUAAAAGCUUUCUGUGCACAAAUGAUUGUCUUAAGUGCCACAUAGCUGGAGCUGAAACAACAAAAAAAGUUACCUCUAAUUAUGCUCAAUGAAAUUCUCCCCAGCAAAGAGAACAUUUCAUUGGGGGAGAAUAAAGCGUGUUCUUAGCUGUUCCAUCUUUUCUUUUUUUUUUCUUUUUUGCUCUGUUGUAUUUUGGCAGCAGUGCUCUUGUUAACGAAUCAAACAUUAAAAUUUCGUUUUGGUAUAUUUCCCUUUACUUUUUUCCAAAUAAUUUUUGUUUGCCUUUUGAAGCAUUUUUGUUGGGAGUCUUGCUGUUUUAGUCUUGGGGUGACUUGCGUUUAAUUUUUACUUCCUGCAAGGGCGAGAAAGUCUUUUGGGUGGAUUCUUAAUGGGCCAAUCAUUAUGUAUAUAUGCUAAAACAAGUAAGAUUUCUUUUCUGUUAAGGAUGUGGCGUUAUGGUCUCCACUUGAUCCAUAGUUAGUUAAUUUGUUUCUCUGAUCCAAAAUUCCAUUGAGCUUGGUAAGACUGUUCAUUAGGAAAUUAGAAUUACAGUUUUGGCCACUUUAGGUGCAUCUGAAGUUGCGUACUGUGUAUAUCAACGUUUAUAUUAGGUGUUUACAGAUGACAGCAUUCUACAUUAAUACAUAAGCAAUCAGCCUGCUCAACCAAACUUAAUAAAUGUUUGUCUCUGAAAGUUGAUCUCUGUUAACUCUCGUGGAACCUGCAAAAAGCAUAUAUUGAAUAUUAUAUAUUGUUGGAAUAUUGUUGGAAAAGGUUUGACGCGUCCCAAGUUCUUUGCAACUUCCUAUGACUGUUAGAUCUGUCUUAAUUCUUCUUUUUUUUUUUAAACAGUUUUACCAUAAUGCCAGCCGUUAAGCUGAGCUGUUCUUGGGGGCUUGGCUUGCAUCAUUAUUACAACAUUAUUUUGGUGAUUUUUAGACUGUUACGAGUCUCUCAAGUGAAACAACACAGCAGCAGUUUUUGUUACAAGAAUGGAAAGUUGUGUUGACUUUGUUUAUUAUGUUUUGUACUAUCCUAUUCACCUGCAAUUUACAAUUGGACAAAGGAAGCUACAGACAAAACAUACUAAAACAGUGCUGCCCCCAACAUUUUGGGUACCAGGGACCGGUUCAGUGGAGAGGUUUUUCCAUGGACUGGAAGGGAUCUGGUUUUGCGUGCUGCCUGCAUCCCAUGGAUAAGGCUUAGCUUGUUUGUGUGGCCCUAUUUCUGGCAUGCUGCAGUCCAGUAGGCAGGCAUUGGGGACCUCUGUACUAAAAUCAGCUUUGAGAUAUUCAUUCAUUCUGUCUGUCAAUUGACUUCUGGCCAUUAACUGUUCAUUAAAGGCACAUCUUUUGACAGAAUAGAAUUUCUUGGUGAAAAAAGUAAGGCGCUACAUUUAGGCAAGAAAAAGCAAAUGCAAAGCUAUAGUAUAUAGAUGAUAUAGAUAGAUGGUACCCGGCUCAAUAGUAGUAACUGUGAGAGGGACCUUGGAGUCCUAGUGGACAACCAUUUAAAUAUGAGCCAGCUGUGUGCUGCAGUUGCCAAAAAAGCCAACACAGUUCUAGGCUGCAUUAACAGAGGGAUAGAAUCAAGAUCACGUUAAGUGUUAAUACCACUUUAUAAGGCCUUGGUCAGGCCACACCUGGAAUGCCAUAUCCAGUUUUGGUCACCACGGUGUAAAAAAGAUGUGGAGACUCUAGAAAGAGUGCAGGGAAGAGCAACCAAGGUGAUUAGGGGACUGGAGGAUAAAACAUAAAGAACGGUUGCUGGAACUGGGUAUGUCUAGUUUGAUGAAAAGAAGGAUUAGGGGAGAGAUAGCAGUCUUCCAGUAUCUCAGGGGCUGCCCCAAAGAAGAGGGAGUCAAGCUAUUCUUCAAAGCUCCUGAAGGCAGGACUAGAAGCAACGGAUGGAAACUAAUCAAGGAGAGAAGCAACCUAGAACUAAAGAGAAAUUUCCUGACAGUUAGAACAUUUAAUCAGUGGAACAACUUGCCUCCAGAAGUUGUGAGUUAAUCCAACAUUGGAAGUUUUUAAGAAGAGAUUGGACAACCAUUUAUCUGAAAUAGUAUAGGGUUUCCUGCCUGAGCAGGUGGUUGGCCUAGUCACUAGAAGACCUCCCAGGCCUCUUCCAAUUCUGUUAUUCUGUUACCAUAUUCUGUCUUUUUUUAAGAAAUGCUUCUAUCGGUACAGUUUUAAUACAUUAUUCCUUACGCCAUAUAUACUAGAAAUUACACAUUCGAUAAAGAAUAUGCAAUCAUAUUCAUGCCUAUUCAAAAAUGGUUUGAUAUAUGUAAAUAUGGAAUAUAUGGAUAUAUUGGACCUAAUAUGAAUUGAAUGAACCUCUGCUGGCCAUUUACAAAAUACUUUGGCUAUCAUGUUUGAGACUAUGCAGCUCAAUAGGGCAAAAUGGAAGACCCUUUGGUGCAGAUCCUUCAUGGAACUCCCCCAGCCACUUGAUAUUUAAGCAGUCCAAACAAUCCAGUUUUAAAAGUAACCUCAUAAUUUACAAAACUGGUGGAUAUGAGAUGACUGCCUAACCCCCUCCCCUCAGAGGUUCAAAACCACAACCCCCAGAGUUCCCUGCAAGCAUGUUCACCCUUCUGGGAGUUCUGGUUGUCCCACAGUGUCAGGGAUACGGCUGGGUGUACCUUAAUUCAGGAGUCUCCAAACUUGGCAACUUUUAAGACUGGUGGACUUCCAACUCCUAGAAUUCCCCAGCCAGCAAUUCUGGGAAUUGAAGUCCACGAGUCUUGAAAGUUGUCAAGUUUGGAGACCCUUGCCUUAACUGAUUACGAUUGAUUGUGUUUUAGUAAUGGAAAGCAAUACGUAAGGCAAGUGAAACCCCUAACUGAUAGUAAAUUACCCCAAAGGGUUGUGCAGAAAUAAUUCUCAUCCUGGUUGAUUCUAGAGUCUAAACGUAGGUACUUUGAAAUAUGCACACCUUGUAUAUUGCCAGCAAGCUAUAAGACUGUGAUGGUGAACCUAUGGCACACAUGCCACAGGUGGCACAUGGAGCCAUAUCGGUGGGCACGUGAGCUCAGCUCCGACAUGCAUGUGCGUGCAUGCCAGCUGAUUUUCAGGCCUUUUGGGCCCACCGGAAGUCAGGAAAAAGGCUGUUUCUGGCCUCCGGCGGGCCUCUGGGAGAGUGAGGAAGGCUAUUUUGGCUCUCCCCAGCCUCCUAGAAAGGCUCUGGAGCCUGGGGAGAGUGAAAAAUGGGCUUACCUUGCCAUCACAUGCCAAAAGUGGGAGCGUGGGGUGGGGGUUGCCGCACACGCAUGCGCGGGGGGCGGGACAGAAUUAUGGGUGUGGGCAUGUACAAAAGCGACCUCCCCUGCACUCCCCCCCCCACUUUUGGCACUCAAUGGCAAAAAGGUUAGCCAUCCCUGCUAUAGCACAUCCUUACAUCACAUACUUCGCUAUAACAUACUCCGAUCCCUGCAAGAAGGAAUCACAGGGAUCUAUGUUCAGUCUCUUCAGGCUAAAUUGGUUCCUGCAGACGAAACCUUAACUUGAAAUGAGCUCAGGUGAGUUAGACCUAAGAGAAUACUUCCAGCCAACAACGUUUUGACGCAAUUCUCAUUUGAACGGUAAAUUAUUUUUGUUGAGCGUCGAAGGAUCACGUUCAAGGAAAGCCUCAAAGUAAAAAAAAGUUCAGGUUUAGAUUUUGAGCAACCGAUUUGUUCGGUUGUCAUCUCCCGAAAUUCUCCAGCCAGCUUAGGUUGCUGCCAAGGAUCUGAAGAAACACCCAGGUUAGGAAAAUUGGGAUUGAAUUUCUGAAGCCUUGAGGAAGCCCGUCACCAUAUUCGUUUGGAUGAAAACCGGAAGAAACGGUUCCACCUGAGAACGAACACGCAAAGGUUACAACGAGUUGGUUUACUCUUUUUGCCUUUUCUCGUGGCGUGUCGGUGUGUAACGCACUCCUAAGGAAAAAACGUUUUGCUUUUAUAUUGCUUUGUACUGUCGGUGCCUUAGUCAUGUACCCCAGCCCCUCCCCCCCCGCAUAGCUAUUUUUAGUUAAUGGUUAAUUUAAAACCGGAAACAAAAGCGGAAUUUUAUAAAGGGUUUUCCGCCUGUUUACCUGAUAACACAAAACAUUUCUAUCGUGUGACAAAAUUUGUGAUUUGGUUGUUAUGCUAUGUAUAGGAUUAUUGUAAGUAGAAAAAGUUUAUAUUUUUGUCUUCUGUUGUGAGCGUACAUGCCUUUUUUUUUUUUUUUUAAGGAAAUGGAACAGUUAAUGUCUUGUUACUACAUACCAUCCGAUUCUUGUAAAAACAAUUGUGAAGGAACUCAUUAAAUUUGAUCCUGGAUUACUAAAGCAA
Molecule: messenger RNA, 7116 nt
Organism: Pantherophis guttatus
Lineage: Eukaryota; Metazoa; Chordata; Lepidosauria; Squamata; Colubridae
Gene: MAPK1
Product: mitogen-activated protein kinase 1
Biological process (GO): protein phosphorylation
Molecular function (GO): ATP binding; MAP kinase activity
Source: RefSeq, a predicted model, not a curated record